Molecule: messenger RNA, 1101 nt
Organism: Opisthorchis viverrini
Lineage: Eukaryota; Metazoa; Platyhelminthes; Trematoda; Opisthorchiida; Opisthorchiidae
Exons: 4
Source: RefSeq, a predicted model, not a curated record
GAAGGUCACGAAACUCACACCCAUUAACGUCGCGCACUUGGAUUGCAUUCAGACCAGGAGCAGCGUCAGCACGUAGUACCCCGGUUCACAAUGCGUCCAAUCCAGCAAUAACGCGCUCCAGACAUUUCUCGGAUAAUAUUGAAACUCCCAACGGUAGAAGUCCCACGGAGGAGACCGCAGGGGAAAAAGCAUCCCAGCGCGCCCGAUCCGUCUCAACUAGUAUCACUCAAAAAGGUCACGAGCUUCUUGAGCGCAUACGCGAAAGAAGGGGAAGCAGACAGACACCAACUACGGAGACCAUAUGUAAAAUUUGUCGCGAAGCGCGCGAGAUAUGGAAACGGUCAGGUGCCUGGUUCUACAAGACCCUCCCUCGACCAUCUUCCCCCGCCAUCAGUCCAACCAGUCCGGACAUGAUGUUAUCCCAAACCGUGAGCAGCCCGACCGAAUUGGUCCAACCGGUUACCGCAGCUCAAACGGAACAAGAACCAACCUCAUGGAUAAAGCUUCAACCACGAAGACAAUUCUCCAAACGCAUACAACGAGACCUGAAGGACCAACCAACAUCAUCCGCAAGCCAGAGGUUGGACAAACCUGAAGAUGGCCACUACUGGCUUUUCUUUGGUAUUUGGCAUUCAAGUCACAAGUCCACUGACCAAAGUACCAAUUAUGGAGUCGCUCAUAACAUCCCCCAACGGAACUACUCUCAACCAACUAGUAACGUCAGCUGGCUUGCCCACCCGCCCAAGUUCGUCCAGUUUUGGGCAAACAGAACAACAGCGAAAAGUGAUUGGAGGUGAACAUCCGCCUGCCAGUACAAUAUCCAACAUGAGCAUGAAAUCUGUUCCCGAUAUUUCAACCAGUCGGCCAGGACCCAAUCAGACCCCACUCACGUCCUUACCUUAUCAAACUUCGUACUUCAACCAAAAGCCUCCAACCUCUCCAUCAGCAUCAUUACUUGCUUCCUCGUUUGGUGCGGCCAGUUCCUCAUCCAAAAAGGUGGCCAGUCUGACAGGCGAAACCGAAUUACCCGCGUUAGCCGGAACAAACCAGCCAGCCGUCACAGUUCGAGACACUCGGACAUCUAGCGAUGAUGGUAUGUGA